AUGGGUAGUCUGAAAGCUCCAGGCCCUGAUGGUAUGUCGGUGCUGUUCUUUAAGCACUAUUGGAAUACGUUUGGGAGUGACUUCUGUGAUGCUGUUGAGGAGUUCUUUGCCUCCGGCCACAUGCACAGUGGAAUCAAUGCAACAAAUUUGUCAAUCCGGUCGGUGCUUCCCAAACUAAUUUGCCCCACUCAAGUGGCGUUUGUGCCAGGCCGUAGCAUCAAUGACAAUAAUGUUUUGGUCCAGGAAAUCAUUCACUAUUUCAAACGCAAGAAGGGUAAAGAAGGCCUAUUCGCAAUCAAAAUUGAUUUGGUGAAAGCCCAUGUUAAACUUAGCUGGAGUUUUAUUGAUCAUGUCCUCAAUACCUUCAAGGUUCCUGAUUUAUUCCGGCAAUGGGUUUCGCAGUGUAUUACUACUACUACUUUUAACAUCCAUCUUAAUGGAGGAAGGGUGAGCAAUCUUACUUCUGAGUGUGGGUUGCGACAAGGGGACCCCCUAUCCCCGUAUCUUUUUAUUUGGGCUGCUGACAUUCUUUCUCGAAUCCUGGAAAAGGCAAUUGAGGAAGGAACUAUUAAAGGCAUCACGCUGAGUAGAGAUGGGCCUACUUUAUCUCACCUUUUCUUUGUUGAUGAUCUUAUUCUUGUGGGUAGAGCGACAAUUGCUAAAGCCAAAGGUCGGGCCACUCUUAUUAAAUUUGUGGGUCUGGCACUGCCAGUUUACACCAUGCAAACUACUAAGCUCUCUAAGAAACUUGCUUCAAAAAUUGAUGGUAUGGUGAGGGAUUUUUGGUGGGGCUGUGAGCAAGGUAACCGUGGCCUUUACCUUAAGGCGUGGGACCACAUGUGCCUUCCUAAAGCGAGAGGUGGUCUUGGAUUUCGAAAGACUGCGGAAUUAAACCAAGCUUUCUUGGCAAAAUGGGGAUGGGCCCUUAUUAACGAGGAUCAGUCGCUUUGCUGCAGAGUGUUGAGAGCCAAAGAUCUGAAAAGUAAACCUUUUGUGGAUGCUACCUAUAAUAAUGCUGAUUCUUGGUUUUGGAAAAAUGUGGUCAAGACUAAAGCUAUCCUCAAAAAAGGCGCUUGCAAACUCAUCUCAAAUGGGGAAGACACAAACAUUAGGUCGGACCCCUGGGUGGUUCAUGGGACGGAUUUCUACCCGAAACCCAUCUCUUCCUACCCUAGGAGCGUUGAGAAGGUCUCAGAGUUGUUGUUGAGUAAUGGGGACUGGGACCUCUCCUUGUUAAGGGCUAUGUUCGACUCUGCCACGAUUACGAACAUCCUGAAAGGGGGUAGACCUAGCGGCCAGGGAAGAGAUAAGUGGAUAUGGACUAGAGAGGGCUGUGGUAAAUUCACUACUAAGUCUGCCUAUUUGACACAUGCGUAUGAUAGAGCCCCGGCCUGUGUGGUGGCUCCGGCCUUAUGGAACAAACUUUGA
This is a messenger RNA of Cannabis sativa, 1428 nucleotides long. RefSeq lists its product as uncharacterized. The record is from RefSeq and is a predicted model, not a curated record. The transcript has 3 exons. The coding region runs from base 1 to 1428 and encodes 475 amino acids. Lineage: Eukaryota; Viridiplantae; Streptophyta; Magnoliopsida; Rosales; Cannabaceae.